Molecule: messenger RNA, 2296 nt
Organism: Cercocebus atys (sooty mangabey)
Lineage: Eukaryota; Metazoa; Chordata; Mammalia; Primates; Cercopithecidae
Gene: ORMDL3
Product: ORMDL sphingolipid biosynthesis regulator 3
Exons: 4
Coding region: 331-792 (153 amino acids)
Biological process (GO): ceramide metabolic process; intracellular sphingolipid homeostasis; negative regulation of ceramide biosynthetic process
Cellular component (GO): endoplasmic reticulum membrane
Source: RefSeq, a predicted model, not a curated record
CGAUCUGACCACGUCACGGUGCAACUUCCAACCGCGCGUCCCCGGAGAGUCCGGGAACGGAGCCCAGGAAAAACUACAACUCCCAGGAGCGUCGGGCGGGCCGGCCGGGAACCAGCAGAGGAAACUACAACUCCCAGGAGGCGUCGGGCGUGCCGGCGCGGGGCGGUGACGUCGCGGGGGCCGGCGCGGAGCGCUGAUUCGGCCGGAGCUGCCAGCGGGGAGGCUGCCGCCGCGGGUUGUUACAGCUGCUGGAGCAGCAGCGGAGCCCGCUCCCGGGAACCGUUCCCGGGCCCUCGAUAUCCGGCCCCGCACGUGGAGAGGGGCAGCAGGAUGAAUGUGGGCACAGCGCACAGCGAGGUGAACCCCAACACGCGGGUGAUGAACAGCCGCGGCAUCUGGCUCUCCUACGUGCUGGCCAUCGGUCUCCUCCACGUUGUGCUGCUGAGCAUCCCCUUCGUGAGUGUGCCUGUCGUCUGGACCCUCACCAACCUCAUCCACAACAUGGGCAUGUAUAUCUUCCUGCACACGGUGAAGGGGACACCCUUUGAGACCCCGGACCAGGGCAAGGCGAGGCUGCUAACCCACUGGGAGCAGAUGGACUAUGGGGUCCAGUUCACAGCCUCUCGGAAGUUCCUGACCAUCACACCCAUCGUGUUGUACUUCCUCACCAGCUUCUACACUAAGUACGACCAGAUCCAUUUCGUCCUCAACACUGUGUCUCUGAUGAGCGUGCUCAUCCCCAAGCUGCCCCAGCUCCACGGAGUCCGGAUUUUUGGAAUCAAUAAGUACUGAGGGUGCAGCCCCUUCCCCUGCCCAGGGUGGCAGGGGAGGGGUAGGGUAAAAGGCAUGUGCUGCGACACUGAAGACAGAAAGAAGAAGCCUCUGGACACUGCCAGAGAUGGGGGUUGAGCCUCUGGGCCUAGUUUCCCCCCUGGCUUCCCCCAGUAGCCAACUUGGAGUAGCUUGUAGUGGGGUUGGGGUAGGCCCCCCGGGCUCUGACUUUUUCUGAAGUUUUUGAUCUUUUCCUUUUGCUUUUUGAAUAGAGACUCCAUGGAGGUGGUCAUGGAAUGGGCUUGGCUCCUGGGCUGAACAUGGACCACGCAGUUGGGACAGGAGGCCAGGGGAAAACCCCCUGCUCACUUGUUUGCCCUCAGGCAGCCAAAGCACUUUAACCCCUGUGAAGGGAGCAGAGGGCGGUACGGCUUCUGGAUUGUGUCACUGUGAUUCCUAGGUUUUUUCGAUGACACGCAGUGUGUGCUUUUGUGUAUGGAAGCAAGUGUGGGAUGGGGCCUUGCCCUUCUGGGUAGAGAGCUGUCUGAUCCAAGUCUCAGGCUUUUGGCAGCUUCCCUGCAGCGCACCCGGGGCCCUGGGUGGGAGUGGGGAGCGUCAGGUGGGGGGAGAUGGGGUGGAGUGUGGAUGGCUUGGUCCCAGAGGUGAGGGGCCAGGAUUGCUGCCAUCCUGGCCUGGUGGAGGUUGGGGAACUGUAGGGGGUUAAUGAGUCGAGACUUAGAAGAAUGGGGCCACAUAGCAGCAGAGGACUGGUGUAAGGGAGGGAGGGGUAGGGACACAAGCUAGACCCAGUCUCCUUUGGGAUGUGGGCAGGGAGGGAAGCAGGCUUGGAGGGUUGAUUUACCCACAGAAUGUGAUAGUAAUAGGGGAGGGAGGCUGCUGUGGGCUUAACUCCUGGGUUGGCUGUUGGGUGGACAGGUGGGGAAAAGGCCCAUGAGUCGUUGUAAGCACAGGUCCAACUUGGCCCUGACUCCCGCAGGGGUACGGGGAAGCUGCGACAGAAACAAUGGAUGCUGUGGUCCUCUGCAGGCCCUCACCCCUUAGCUUCCUCAUGCAGACUGGCACUGGGCAGGGCCUCUUAUGUGGCAGGCACAUGUGGCGCUGUGAGGCCACCCCACGUGGGGUCGGUGGUGAGAGUCCUGUAGGAUCCCUGCUCAAGCAGCGCAGAGGAAGGAGCAAGGCGUGGCCUGUAGGCACUGUCUCAGCCUGCAGAGAAGAAAGUGAGGGCGGGAGCCUGAGCCUGGGCCGGGGCCUCCUCCCUCCCCAGUUCGACUAGGGACAGUGUUAAUUUUGAAAAGGCGUGGGUCCCUGUGUCCUCUUCCAGGGGCCUGAGGGAGCAGGAGAGGUCACUGGGCCUGUUUUCUGCCUCCUGGCCCUGCAUCUCCCACCCCAUGUAUCAUAGGGAACUUUCACCUUAAAAUCUUUCUAAGCAAAGUGUGAAUAGGAUUUUUACUCCCUUUGUACAGUAUUCUGAGAAACGCAAAUAAAAGGGCAACAUGUUCCUGUU